AGGAAAGCAACUAAAGUUCUAUUGUACCGGCCAGCGCGCCGCGCCGCCCCGGAGCAGCGACCGACCGACCGCGCCGGGAGGCGGCUGUUCUGCCGCUCCGUGGGGUUUAUCAAACCGUAGUGGGAGGAAGAGACCUACAUUCUCCCGGCGUUUUGUCUAUUUUUUUUUCUUUUUUUUUUUUUAAUUUUCCCCCGUCCUUUCUGGCGGUUCUUUUUAUCAUCUAUCCAUUUUCCCUUCGUUGUUUCCCCACCGCCUGCAAUAAUCGCCUCGCUACGUCUCGCAGCUGGCGCGUUGGAGAAGCCGGCACCAGCCGCCGCGAUGCCGCUCAGCGCCGGCUUCUCCAGCAAGAACUACGAUUACGAUUACGACUCCGUGCAGCCCUACUUCUACUUCGAGGAGGAGGAAGAGAACUUCUACCUGGCGGCGCAGCAGCGGGGCAGCGAGCUGCAGCCCCCCGCCCCGUCCGAGGACAUAUGGAAGAAGUUUGAGCUGUUGCCCACGCCGCCCCUCUCCCCCAGCCGCCGCUCCAGCCUGGCCGCCGGCUCCUGCUUCCCCUCCACCGCUGACCAGCUGGAGAUUGUGACCGAGCUCCUCGGGGGGGACAUGGUCAACCAGAGCUUCAUCUGCGAUCCGGACGACGAGACCGUCAAGUCCAUCAUCAUCCAGGACUGCAUGUGGAGCGGCUUCUCCGCCGCCGCCAAGCUGGAGAAGGUGGUCUCGGAGAAGCUGGCGUCCUACCAGGCUGCCCGCCGAGAGGGGUGCUCCGCCGCCCGCCCCGGACCGCCGCCCGCCGCGCCGCCGGCACCGCCGCCCGGACUGGCCGCGUCCCCCGCCGCCUCCGCCAGCCUCUACCUGCACGACCUGGGCGCCGCCGCCGCCGACUGCAUCGACCCCUCGGUGGUCUUUCCCUACCCGCUGAGCGAGCGGGCCCCGCGGGCCGCGCCGCCCGGCACCAACCCCGCGUCCCUUCUGGGCGUCGACACGCCGCCCACGACCAGCAGCGACUCGGAAGAAGAACAAGAGGAAGACGAGGAAAUCGAUGUUGUUACAUUAGCUGAAGCAAAUGAGUACGAAUCCAGCACAGAGUCCAGCAGCACAGAGACAUCAGAAGAGAACAGUAAGCCCCACCAAAGCCCGCUAGUUCUCAAAAGGUGUCAUGUCAACAUCCAUCAGCACAAUUAUGCCGCUCCUCCCUCCACCAAGAUUGAAUACCCAGCUGCAAAAAGGCUAAGGUUGGACAGUGGCAGAGUUCUCAAACAGAUCAGCAACAACCGAAAAUGCUCCAGUCCGCGCACGUCAGGCUCGUCAGAUUCAGAAGAGAACGACAAGAGGCGAACACACAAUGUCUUGGAGCGCCAGAGGAGAAAUGAGCUGAAGUUGAGUUUCUUUGCCUUGCGUGACGAGAUACCCGAGGUGGCCAACAAUGAAAAGGCUCCCAAGGUUGUCAUCCUGAAAAAAGCAACAGAGUAUGUUCUUUCCAUCCAGUCAGAGGAGCACAGACUGAUUGCAGAGAAAGAGCAGUUGAGGCGGAGGAGAGAACACUUGAAACACAAACUUGAGCAGCUAAGGAACUGUUGUGCAUAGGAACUCUUGAGCAUCACUUAGAAUAAUGCAAACUAGACUGAAACUGAUAAAAUAUUAAUGAUUCUAAUCUCUGACAUGAACUACACAGUCCAUCGAGUGUGGAAUUAUUGCAACUGCAUGCUGUGCGAUUUAACUUGAGACUACACAACCUUGGCUGAAUCUCCCAAGGGUUUGGCCAGAACCUCAAAACUGCCUCAUAAUUGAUACUUUGGACAUAAGGGAUGAUGGGACAUUCUUCAUGCUUGGGGAUGAACUCUUCAAUUUUUUUUCUUUUAAAAUUUUGUAUUUAAGGCAUUUUUUCAUACGAGAAUCCAAAAGAAAAAAGUUGUCCCCAGUUUGCUGUAUAUAUUUACACAUCAUAUUGCCAUGUAAAUACCUUUAAUAAAGCCUUUAUAGAAAAA
Haemorhous mexicanus (house finch) is the source of this 1985-nucleotide messenger RNA. It is a transcript of the gene MYC, whose product is annotated as MYC proto-oncogene, bHLH transcription factor. Gene Ontology annotation, biological process: regulation of transcription by RNA polymerase II; positive regulation of cell population proliferation. Lineage: Eukaryota; Metazoa; Chordata; Aves; Passeriformes; Fringillidae. Bases 319 to 1584 code for a protein of 421 amino acids. Gene Ontology annotation, molecular function: RNA polymerase II cis-regulatory region sequence-specific DNA binding; DNA-binding transcription factor activity, RNA polymerase II-specific; protein dimerization activity. The transcript is spliced from 3 exons. The record is from RefSeq and is a predicted model, not a curated record.